AUGGCUAAAGAUGGAGUUUCUAGGAGGAAUUGUCUACUCACUUUCUGCAACGGAUCCCUUUAUCUACGCAGAGGGCAGUCAUCAUGUAUAUCUGUAAUCGACACCGACUCAUUGAGGGAUAUCGGAGAAGUCAUCUUACCCACGGAUUGCGUACAAACAGCAUUAUUUUCGGAUGGGUCAUCAUUUUAUCACGCUUCUGUUACCUCACAAUCGACGCUGCAUUUGAUACCUCUGAAUGACUCGUUCGUACCCAUAGCCGAAGCAAAAUCUCGUCAUUCCGUACGACUCACUGAUGUUUCAUUCUGCUGUGUUGGAGAUACAAAAUCUAUGCCUUAUCAACUUCCACUCACUAUACCGAAGUACUUACACAAUCAAGCUGCUGACCUACACCUCGGAAAAGAUAUCGCUUUUUUACAAUCGCGUGCUGGGAAAAUUUACUAUGCUGGAAAUGGAAUCAGAUAUGGCUUGCAGGAAACCGGUACAACAUGGAUGGAGCUGGUAUUGCCAGAAAGUAUAGUACAAAUGUCAGUAGGGGUCGAGUAUGUUCUAUUUCGCGCGGGUAGUGGUCAUGCAUGGAUCGCCGGGGGUGAUGAUGGACGACGGGCUGGCAAAUUGAGGCGACUGACAACUGUAAAUCGGCGUAAAACUCUAUCAAUCAGCAGUGCAGCUUCAAGCUAUGGUUACGUCACUGAUAAUGGACGGGUGUAUGUAGGGGGACGACAUGGUAUGAGCGUUUACCCAGAAACGGGGCAAGUAUUAGGGUUAGAUGGAACGCAUAUGGCAUCAAUAGCUCUUGGGAAAACUCAUGCAGUAGCGAUUUCUAAACAAGGAUAUGUAUAUACUUGGGGUUUGAACAAUCUUAACCAAUGCGGACGAACUGAGGUGAUUUGA
Messenger RNA from Cylicostephanus goldi, 891 nucleotides. Lineage: Eukaryota; Metazoa; Nematoda; Chromadorea; Rhabditida; Strongylidae. The record is from the annotation of a GenBank genome assembly.